Molecule: messenger RNA, 10689 nt
Organism: Oncorhynchus kisutch (coho salmon)
Lineage: Eukaryota; Metazoa; Chordata; Actinopteri; Salmoniformes; Salmonidae
Product: voltage-dependent T-type calcium channel subunit alpha-1I-like
Biological process (GO): calcium ion transmembrane transport; membrane depolarization during action potential; positive regulation of calcium ion-dependent exocytosis
Cellular component (GO): voltage-gated sodium channel complex; plasma membrane; voltage-gated calcium channel complex
Molecular function (GO): low voltage-gated calcium channel activity; voltage-gated sodium channel activity
Source: RefSeq, a predicted model, not a curated record
UCACAGUCCCAGUCUCGUGAGAUGCUGGUGAGCAGGUCGGUUGUCUCUCGACGCUCUCCAGCCUCUCCCAAUAACCGCUCCUGAGCCCUUUUCACCGGCAAGAUGUUUUGUUGACUUGCCACCUCAAUGAAUAGCCAUAGGAGGCGAUACGGUGAGAAUAUUAUACCUGCUUGAGCUGUGAAGCAUUUCUGAGAUGCGCAAGUGAACAUCAAAUAAGUUCUCAUUUAGUGGAAAAUAGGUUCAAAGCUCUUUUCAUCACAAUUGAACGGAACUGUUGUGUGUUUUCUCAGUGGAUCAGAAAGGGUUGGUCCAUUAUUCUUUAUACUUCAAGUGUACGACGACAACUGGAGGAGACUCGAUGUGAAGCACAAAUCCAUGCGCUUCCAUAUACAAUGUGACAAUUCGAUAAUUGUGUUCCUACUAUUGGAAUAUACGCCAUUGAAAACGUUUUGGAUGUUUUUAGGGAAGCACUCACUAUUUUUCUGAGACAAGGCAGAAAGAGGGAAUGUAUUUAAUUUGAACUGAAAAAAAUACUCGGACUCAUACGAUUAUUUCUAGAAGUCCUUCUCGUGGAUCUACAAUGCGCCGAACGUGACGGAGGAAAAAUGAAAUGUUCCGAACUGAUCUCCUAAAUGGAAUUCAAACUCUGUAAUAACGUUUCAGAUGUUUUGGGGUUGCGAAUUUCCAACUGGUAUUCCUACUUUUUUACCAACUUGACAUACAGCAGUUGGUGAGGUGGAAUUAACAUCCAACUGGAGCACGGAAAGAAAACACCGUUAGCUUGCCCUGUCGAAAUGUGAAUAUUGCAACCUGCUCGAGCCCAGCUCACACUCAGAGUUGCCAAGGCUACAGAGCUCCUCUCGAACCAGCUAAACCGUAUUUCGGUUCCUAAGUUAUUUGGGCAAUUCCUCCGCAAUACAUCAGUUGUGUAGCUUAGCAUCUAAAUAUUGGUCAUACAUCUUGAUUUAACCGGAAUAAUGCGUCUGGAAACAUUAAGACGUUUUUCGACUCGUGGAUAUUGAUUUUUCCUCUAAGGUCUUUUUGACAAGCGAAUCGCCAGACGCCGCUAUUGUUCAGUGAGCCUGGACACACCUUUUUGAUGUCAGCCAAGACCUCUGCUAAGUUGCCAUGACGAGUGAGGAGUGUCCCGUUCCGCUUGGGGGCGUGUCCCCGGUGGGGGCGGGGCUCUGCGAGGAUUACGGCCCGGUUCAGGCUGAUGACAUCAUCGAGGAGGCGGGAGGGGCAGGCGAUGACAUCAGCAUCGGCAGUGACCUCAGCACGCUGGUGGUGCCGUUCCCUGAACUUGCACCUGUGGUGUUCUUCUGUCUCAAGCAGACCACCUGUCCCCGCAGCUGGUGCAUACACAUGGUGUCCAGCCCGUGGUUCGAGAGGAUCAGUAUCAUGGUGAUUCUGCUCAACUGUGUCACCCUGGGGAUGUACCAGCCCUGUGAGAACAUCGACUGCACUUCAGACCGCUGCCAGAUACUACAGGCGUUCGAUGCGUUCAUCUACAUCUUCUUUGCGUUGGAGAUGGUGGUGAAGAUGGUGGCGCUGGGAAUCUUCGGGAGACGCUGUUACCUUGGCGACACCUGGAACAGACUAGACUUCUUCAUCGUCAUGUCUGGGAUGGUGGAGUACUCGUUGGACCUGCAGAACAUCAACCUCUCAGCCAUCAGGACAGUCAGGGUCCUCAGACCCCUCAAAGCCAUCAACAGAGUACCCAGUAUGCGUAUCCUGGUGAAUCUCCUCCUGGACACACUGCCCAUGCUGGGAAACGUCCUCCUGCUUUGUUUCUUCGUCUUCUUCAUCUUCGGCAUCAUCGGAGUGCAGCUGUGGGCGGGAUUACUGAGGAACCGAUGCUACCUCGAGGAAAACUUCACCCUUUCGUCAGGUCUGACCCUACCCGCCCCUUACUACCAGCCGGAGGAGGAUGACGAGCGCCCCUUCAUCUGCUCUCUGGCCCAGGAUAACGGGAUCAUGUCGUGUGGUGACGUCCCGGCCCGGAGGGAGGGGGGAAGGACCUGCUGUCUGGACAGGGAGGAUGCCUACCACCGCCAGUCCCUGGGGCUCAUCCCUGAACCACUAGUCAACAGUUCCGCCAGUGCAGUGGGUCUCUGUAUCAACUGGAACCAGUACUAUACUAGAUGUCAUACUGGACAUAAUAAUCCACACAAGGGGGCGAUCAACUUCGAUAACAUCGUAUACGCCUGGAUUGUUAUCUUCCAGGUGAUCACCCUGGAAGGCUGGGUAGAGAUCAUGUACUAUGUAAUGGAUGCUCACUCCUUCUACAACUUCAUCUACUUCAUCUUCCUCAUCAUCAUUGGCUCGUUCUUCAUGAUCAACCUGUGUCUGGUGGUCAUCGCCACCCAGUUCAGUGAGACCAAGCAGCGAGAGCACCAGCUGAUGCAGGAGCAGCGGGCCCAGUGCCUGUCCUCCUCUACCCUGGCCAGCCUGCAUGAACCGGGGGACUGCUACGAAGAGCUCUUCCAGCUGGUCUGCCACAUGCUGCGCAAGGCCCGCAGGAGGUCUGUAGCCCUGUAUAACCAACUGAGAGGAAGGCCUCUGCCACCACCGCCCACUAGAGGGAGAGGAAGAGGAGGAGGAAGAGGAGGAGGGAGUGCGAACGGAGGGGAAAGGCAUCACCUGAGGCAGCCACGCCAAUCUCCCUGUCCUCACCAAAGCAAGCUGGACCCAGUCCACAGCUCCCAACCCCUGGGCAACUCCAUCGCCCUGGCCGUCCCUCAAAACACAGAGGACUGCCCUCAGUGCGCUGCGGCACUGUCACUCAGGCAGGGGGCGGGAGCUGUGGGCGACUCGGCCAAUGGGGAGGAUGAGGAGGGGGCUGUGGAGGAGACGGACAGGGAGGAGAACCACUUGGAGGAGAAAGCGGAAGAGGGGGAGGGAGUGAAGAAGAAGAGGAAGAGGAGGUCGUGUUUUGGACACUGUAAGGACAUGUGGGAUGAGAUGAGGAAGAAACUUUGGGGCAUCGUGGAGAGCAAAUACUUCAAUAGAGGAAUCAUGAUCGCUAUUCUCAUCAAUACUAUCAGCAUGGGGAUAGAACAUCACAACCAGCCGGAGGAGCUGACUAACGUGUUGGAGAUCAGUAACAUUGUGUUCACCAGUAUGUUCACCCUGGAAAUGAUCCUCAAGCUGACCGCCUUUGGCUUCUUCGCCUACCUGAGGAACCCCUACAACAUCUUCGACGGCAUCAUCGUCAUCAUCAGUGUGUGUGAGAUCAUAGGUCAGUCUGAUGGAGGUCUGUCUGUCCUGAGGACCUUCAGACUGUUGAGGGUGAUCAAGCUGGUGCGCUUCAUGCCAGCGCUACGCAGACAGCUGGUGGUGCUGAUGAAGACCAUGGACAACGUGGCCACCUUCUGCAUGCUCCUCAUGCUUUUCAUAUUCAUCUUCAGUAUCCUGGGGAUGCACAUCUUUGGCUGUAAGUUCAGUCUGAAGACAGACACUGGAGACACUGUUCCUGACAGGAAGAACUUUGACUCUCUACUGUGGGCCAUUGUCACUGUGUUUCAGAUUCUGACUCAGGAAGACUGGAACAUGGUGCUGUAUAAUGGAAUGGCCUCCACCUCUCCCUGUGCUGCUCUCUACUUUGUGGCUCUAAUGACCUUUGGCAACUACGUCCUCUUCAACCUGCUGGUGGCCAUCUUGGUAGAGGGCUUUCAGGCUGAGGGGGCAUUGCCAAACCGGUCGUACUCCGAAGACGACAGGUCCUCAUGUAACUUUGACGAGAACUCUGACAAGCUGAAGGACUCUCUUCAUCUCUCUGACCCUAAGCUCUGCACCCUAACCCCAAACGGUCACCUGGACCUGUCCCCAACGCCCACGGGUCUGUACACGGCCGACAGGCUCACUUUCGCUCUGGGCUCACGCAAAAACAGUGUCAUCUCUCUGGGCAGGGCUAACCUGGAGGACAGGGUUAACCUGGAGGGCAGGGCUCUGUGUCGGGGGAGCAGCUCCCUGUACCACAACUGGGGCCGCCCUGCCUCCCAGACCCAGGCAAUGUGGGGCCGGCGGUCCCAGCUGGAACAGCCUGGGUCGCCCCUCCCGAGCCUUGGGCCUGGGAUUGGGGGUCCCGGGACCCCCCUGGCGUCAAUGCUGCCUUACCCCAGGAAGAAGAGCUUCUCCAGUGGGUUGGUUGGUGGAGGGCCUGGGGGGGAGCACCAGGACUGCAAUGGGAAGGCCCCAUCAGCCCAGCUCCAGCUUCAACUUCAGCUACCGCCACAUCCACAUCCACAUCCACAGCUACUGACAGAGGUGUUCCCUCAGGUCAACACACGCAAGGACAGAGAGGACCUGGACGAUGACAUCGACUAUAGUCUGUGUUUCCGUAUCCAGAAGAUGAUGGAGGUGUACAGGCCAGAGUGGUGUGAGACCAGAGAGGACUGGUCUGUCUUCCUCUUCUCUCCUCAGAACAGGUUCAGGCGGGUAUGCCAGUCCAUCAUAGCCUACAAGAUGUUUGACUAUGUGGUGCUAGCGUUCAUCUUCUCCAACUGCAUCACCGUGGCUCUGGAGAGACCCAAGAUCAUGCAGGGCAGCCUGGAAAGAGUCUUCCUAACCAUCUCCAACUACGUCUUCACAGCCAUCUUUGUAGCAGAGAUGACGCUCAAGGUGGUGUCUAUGGGCCUGUAUAUAGGGGAACAGGCAUAUCUGAAAAGCAGCUGGAACGUGUUGGACGGCUUCCUGGUCUUUGUGUCGUUGAUUGACAUUGUGGUGUCAAUGGCGGGCGGGGCUAAGAUUCUGGGUGUGCUGAGAGUUCUCAGAUUGCUCCGCACACUGCGCCCCCUCAGGGUGAUCAGUCGAGCCCCAGGUCUGAAGCUGGUAGUGGAGACUCUAAUAACGUCUCUGAAACCUAUAGGAAACAUUGUCCUUAUCUGCUGUGCUUUCUUCAUCAUAUUUGGUAUCCUGGGGGUGCAGCUGUUCAAAGGGAAGUUCUUCUACUGCUUUGGCCCCGACGUCAAGAACAUCACCAACAAGUCUGACUGUCUGCAGGCCAACUACAAAUGGGUUCAUCACAAGUACAACUUUGACAACCUGGGACAGGCUCUGAUGUCCCUGUUUGUGCUGGCUUCAAAGGACGGUUGGGUCAACAUCAUGUACCAUGGCCUGGAUGCUGUAGGGGUGGACCAACAGCCAGUGAUCAACAACAGUCCAUGGAUGCUCCUCUACUUCAUCUCCUUCCUCCUCAUCGUCAGUUUCUUCGUUCUGAACAUGUUUGUGGGCGUGGUAGUGGAGAACUUCCACAAGUGCCGUCAGAACCAGGAAGUGGAAGAGGAAAGGAGAGAGGAUAAACGACGGAGACGCAUGGAAAAGAAGAGGAGGGACGCCCAGAAGAUCCCCUACUAUGCCAGCUACAGCCCCCUCCCUGUGAUCCACACUCUGUGUACCACCUACUACCUGGACCUCUUCAUCACCUUCAUCAUCUGUAUCAACGUCAUCACCAUGUCACUGGAACACUACAGCCAGCCACGAUCUCUGGAUCUAGUGUUGAAGUACUGUAACUAUUUCUUCACAUCCACCUUUGUACUGGAGACCCUCCUGAAGCUCACCGCCUUUGGCUUCCGACGCUUCUUUAAAGACAGGUGGAAUCAGUUGGAUCUGGCCAUCGUGUUGCUGUCAGUGAUGGGCAUCACUCUGGAGGAGAUCGACUACAGCGCUUCUCUCCCCAAACCUACCAUCAUACGCAUCAUGAGGGUGUUGAGGAUCGCACGAGUUCUGAAGUUGCUGAAGAUGGCUAAAGGAAUGAGAGCUCUGCUGGAUACGGUGGUCCAAGCCCUACCACAGGUGGGGAACCUGGGCCUGCUCUUCAUGCUCCUGUUCUUCAUCUAUGCAGCACUGGGGGUUGAGCUGUUUGGAGAACUGGUGUGUAACGAGGACUACCCAUGUGAGGGGAUGAGCCGCCAUGCUACCUUUGAGAACUUUGGCAUGGCCUUCCUCACUCUGUUCCAGGUCUCCACAGGGGACAACUGGAAUGGGAUCAUGAAGGACACGUUGAGGGAGUGCCCUCCGGACUACGGCCCUGACUACUCCUGCAACCCCAGCCUGCAGUUCAUCUCUCCCAUGUACUUUGUGUCCUUUGUGUUGACGGCCCAGUUCGUCCUGAUUAACGUGGUGGUGGCGGUGUUGAUGAAGCACCUGGACGACUCCAAUAAGGAGGCCAAGGAGGAGGCGGAGAUGGACGCUGAGAUUGAGCUGGAGCUGGCCACGGGGGCCCUAUGCUGCAUGGGGCCGGAGGGAGUCUGUGCAGGAGGGAAAAAAGGUGGAGGAGCAGGGGGAGGUGGAGGGGGAGUUGGAGGAGGAGUGGAUAGGGGGAUGGGAGUCCCAGGCAGUUCCUCCGGGGGGAAUAUGCAUCAUCACGUGGCAACGACGCAUCCAGGAACACUGCAAGAUCCGAACAAUCGUGAUCCCUACUCUCCUGCACAGGAGAGUCAGUGGCUGGACAGUGUGUCUCUGCUGAUUAAGGACUCAUUUGAAGGAGAGAUGCUGAUGAUUGACAACCUCUCUGGAUCUGUCUUCCAUCACUACUCUUCUACCUCUUCUCCUGUCUGGAAGGACUGUAAGAGCCACCCACAACUAGAGCAGAUCCGGCUGGCAGAGAUAGAGCAGGCAUCUCUGAGGUCAGACCAAAUGUCAGACAAGUCGUCGUCUCCGGCCCUACCUGAUGACCUCAGCCUGGACGACCAGAGUGUCCACCAGCUGCUGGUGCGGGAGGGAAAGGAGGAGAGGGGCAGUGACUCCCAGGGCUUAGAGGAGGCUGGCGGAGGAGGGGACUCCUUGACCCAGGCCCAGACAGGGGGGUCGAGGCACUGCAGGGCCCACAGUUCAGUAGCCGAGGAGGGGGCUCCACUCCUGGUGGAGGUUGGGGUCCAUCAGAGACACAAGACCCCAUCCCACCACAGCCCUGGUGGCACCUCCUGCAGUAGCACUAAGGCAGGAGAAGGAUCAGAUGAGGGAGGAAGAGGAGGAGGAAGAGUAGGAGUGGCCAGUGCCUCUGGUUCUCCUGCUCUUAUCCGUCUGCCAGCGGAGUUCUUCCACCCCGUGGCAGCAGCGGCCCUGCCGGCGCCCCCCAGGGCCAGAGUAGGGCGCCCCUCACGGGGCCUCAGACUCACCUCCCCGGCCUCCUGGUCCUCCCUGCGCUCCCAAGGAGCCCACAGCCGGGUGCUCUGCACGCAGUACCCGUCCCAUAGUGACUCGUCUCUGGCCAAGGGGAGCUCCGAUGGCAGCCUCCAGACCACCCUAGAGGAAGGACUCAGCUUCAGUGUUCCGCCCCCUCAAGACCUGGUGUCCCCCCUCCCUCCUCUCCCCCUGCUCUGCCCCCCGCUCCCUGAGGACCCCACCAGCUGCCCAGCAGGCCAGACUCUGAGACCGCGGCCCAGCCCCUCGUCAGGCCCUGCCCUCACCCUCCAGGCCACUCGGGGCCACCAGCGGAGCCAGAGCAGCGGCAGGGGUAGCAUCAGCCCCGGCUACACCCGGGAAGACUCCAUGGACCCCGUUCCAUGUGACCUGGAGGACCUGGGCAUCGGGAUCAGUUUGUCUAUCGGGGGGUGUGGCUCCAGCCAGGCGGGCAACAGCGAACACUUGUCGGAGACGCUAAGCAGUCUGUCGCUCACAUCGUUGCUCUCGCCCGCCUCCCUGGCACCCUCGGGGGUGAAGAAAUGCAACAGCACUGGGAGCUUGAAUCAGGGGGCGAGGAGGGGGGAGGGGAGACAGAUCCUAGGGUUGGAGUUGGACCACCAGGGCUUCCUGGCCAACCCUUGGGGAGAGAGUGGGGGAGGCAGAGGAGAGGAGGGACAGUUGGGAGAGGCGCCGGACCUCAAGGGGAAAAGCUCAAGCCAAACAACAGUAGGGUCCUGUAGUAAAAACAGAUGAAGCCUGAAUCCCUUGUUGUCUACUACCGCUCCUAUUAGGAUUCAUCAACCCCUUACUGUUCCUCUCCGUCCCCCUCAGGCAGAGAGAAGUUUGACGUUUUUGACAACGUGUGAUGUAAUCCCGUGAAUUCCUAUAACCAAACCCCUCCCUCUCGCUCUAUAAAUAUUUGUUUAUGACCCCCCCUGUCCCAUUUUGUGCUACUCUGUGGCAGUGGUUCAGGUGUGGAGGGUCAGAGGUCAAACGGUGGAAGGUUAAAGGGGAUUACAGGUGUGACCCCUGUGGUGGGGGGCUGGGAUGGACCCCCCAUCAUACCCCUGUGGAGGAGAAGGACCCCCAGAGGAGGAGACAGACCAGGAGGGCUGCAUCAUCAUAUCAGGGAGAUAUACAUAGAAGACGUAGCCAGAGACAAGCUGAGACAGAGAUCUAACGAGAACAUUUUGUCUGAACGUCGUUCCUGUUUUCCUGUUUGUUUUCAUUUUUUGUUUGGCUUCACAGAAGUUUAAAAUGCAAAAAUAGAAUAUCUAACAAAACUGAGCUGAUCAAGCCAACAGAUUUGAUUUAUUUUUCAGUGUGGCUGUAAAUCACAGUGUAGGAGGAGGCUGUAUGUACGUUGCAGUGUAGGAUGAGCCUGAAUGUACGUCACGGUGUAGGAGGGCUGAAGCCAGAUCUGUUGUGGUAGACGGAGGCUACAGGUCCUUGUGUGUGGAGUGGAAGAGGGGUGAGGAGGUCUAGGUUGAACAGAGGUAGUGUAGAGGUCACCUGAGAAGGAGUUGUUAUAGUGGAAGAGCUGAGACUUAGGUAGCAAAAGCAUGCGUUAACUUAUCAUCACCAUCACCUAACCCCUUCCCUCCAUCGGUACUUUUCAGGAAGGUGUGUGUGUGUGUGUGUGUGUGUGUGUGUGUGUGUGUGUGUGUGUGUGUGUGUGUGUGUGUGUGUGUGUGUGUGUGUGUGUGUGUGUGUGUGUGUGUGUGUGUCUAUGUGAUAGUACAACAGGAAAAAGAGAGACAGAGAGAUAGAGACCAUACUAAGAUCCCACUCAUGCAUGCAACAGUUUGUGAAAUAGGCUCUUUUAUCCCAACGUCACUCACUCAGAGAGAAGGACAGGGAGUGAAUGAGAGAGACAGGUCAGCCUGCUAUAUUCACUCACAGUAGCAAAUUCUCUCUGUCAAAGACACUGACCCUCCUGUGACAAACAACCUGAUGAGACGAGACGAGCACCAUUCACUCUGGGAGAUGAAAAACUCACACCUGCAUACAGUUGCUUCACAAUGGAAGGUGUGUGAAAUUCAAACCUGUCACUUCUUUCUCUUUGUCACUUUGCCAAAGUAAGAAAGGAAGAAUAUAUCAGAGAUAUGAAUUCCAGACCAAUAGAACCUCCUAGAAGAUGGAGGCAGUUUGCCUGCAUGAUGGAAUUAUUGCAUUUUACCCAAGAGUUUUAAUAUAUAUACCGAAGUGUAUCAAGAUGUCAAUGUUGGGAUGAUAAUUAUAAAGUGGUUUCUAUUCCAAUAUUUUUUUAGAAUACAGAAUAGGAGCGUGACAGUGUUGUCAUGACUUUGUCCUUAACCUAUACCUUACCCGUACGAUUUCUCGUAUAACUUAUUGUCGAAAACCAUUUGUCUGCAAGUGGCUUUCAGUUUUAUAAUGUGGGGUUAAAAAUAUAUACUUUUUAUUAUUAAAAGUGUGUGGAGAGAACAACCAAGCAAAAAAAAUGUAAAUAAGCUCUGUGUGCUGAAGAAAAAGUUCCCUUGGGGACACGUAACUUUGGGAAUUUCGGUUCCUCCUGGAAUUUUGAAUUUUGGAAUCCCAAAUGAAGACCAAAGGAGGGAAGGGCCAUAAUUUCACAGAACAGGAGAACAUUUCCUAAUCACAGACAUUCCCGGGACGAACAGGGAACGUUGUCGCUUAGCUUAGCCUCCUAUGCUAACACCAAGAUGAAAAAACAUUGCUGAUCUUUUUGAAAGCUUUAAUUUGAGUGUCAUACCAAUACAUGAUGACACAUCUAAUUAUUGACACAUCAAUGUUCCUUAGCAUGGUUAUGGGAUUGCAAUAGGAUGCUUCUCCUUGUUUAAAAGAUACGCAAUUCACUCACCCCCUCUAUCUCUCUCUCUAACACACAUCUGUAGUAGCAAACCCUAGUUUUGAUAUCAAGCUGUCACUGUAACGAUGAAUAAACAUUGCAUCUUUUCCCAACCUUUUGGUAUGCCACUCAGUACAUCUGAGAUGAAGUGGCCAUCUUAGCCUGACCUAGAAUACACUUUUGGAUCCCUGGUGGGUUUUUUGGGGGGGGAGGGUUCUCAUUGAGGUGAUGAGCAAAGUUCGGUUUGACCUGUUUAAUGAACUUCAUUGACAUUUAAUUGAAUCACUGGUGAUUGUCUUUAACAUGUUUGUAACAUGUGGGAUAUCAGUGAGUGAUUAUUGCUAUGGGUUGUCUGUUACUAUAACUUCAGGAGAUGCCACUUUAUUAUUAUAGUCCACACCUGGACCGUCUUGGUUAAUGGUGGUGGGAAUAGGUAGAAGUUGCCCCUAACCACUGAUACAAGGUCAGAUAUUAGUUCAUCCCCUUAAUCUUUAAGGUUAGAAUAAAGGGUUGGGUAAUCUGAUUCUAGAUCUGUGGUUAGGGGCGACCUCAACAUCCAGGUGUAAAACAUGAGCGUGUGGGUUGACAGGAACCAUAACGUGACCUUGAAGGGCUGUUUUAGCUUCAAAGAUGUUCUCAUAAAUGACCAGAUAAAUCUCUAAGUCAAUGAAUAUGGCAUCAAAGGUAAGCCCAACGGCACAGCAAUAAAUGUUCUUAUGUGUUUGCCCUGA